Molecule: messenger RNA, 1895 nt
Organism: Drosophila sechellia
Lineage: Eukaryota; Metazoa; Arthropoda; Insecta; Diptera; Drosophilidae
Exons: 2
Coding region: 56-1477 (473 amino acids)
Biological process (GO): transmembrane transport
Cellular component (GO): membrane
Molecular function (GO): transmembrane transporter activity
Source: RefSeq, a predicted model, not a curated record
UCGACCCCAUAUAAAUAGAAGUGUAUAGUUUCGACACCGCGUAAAUGAAUCGGAAAUGUCACCCAAGAAGUGUGAGCCGCCGCCCGAGGACUCGCUUGCCACCACUGAAAAGGCCACCUUUCUUCGUUUGGGCCACAAGAACCACUCCCAAUGGACCGCGCUCGGAUCAGCAUCCUUCAUCCUAAUCUCUGGAGGAAUGAGUUUGGCAUGGGGAGCCGGAUUCGCCGUUCACUCCACCCAUCGGGAUCAACUCCUGCGGACCGUGCACAUGCAAGUCGCCUGGUAUGCAACUGCCGUGCUUGGAGCCCUUUUUGGAGCAUUUUAUACUCACCGACUGCCACAGCAACCCAUUUAUAUUUUUAGCUCCAUCUUGGUUAUUGCUUCCGGAAUACUGUUCCUCGCUUGGCCAGAGUGUCCAGGUGCCAUUAUAGCCGCCCGGUAUUUAGAUGGAUUGGCCAAUGGUCUGGUAUUUGUUCCCGCCCUAAGUACUGUGGGCGAGAUUUCUGUGAACGAGAUCCGUGGACUUUUGGCCUCCACGGUGGAGCAGCUCAGCUUCAACACCGGCAUCCUUAUGCAGCUGAUCUACACGGCCGUGUGGCAAGUGAACUGGAACGUGGCCAUUGUGGCAGAUCAGGUGCAUGGAGUGCUAUCCAUAGUCUACGGAGUUAUAGCCCUGGUUUUGGCGCUAACUCUCUGUGUGGAGUCACCUGUCCACCUGUUGAUGCGAUCUAGUGAGCAAAGGGCGUUGGUUGCCCUGAGGCAUCUUCAAAGGCCUUAUAUGGUGACCAGUGAAAUGCUACUGAGAUUAGAUGAACACAAACAAUAUGUGGCCGCCAACAGGGAAAUGUGUUUAGGAUCGAGUCUGCAGAAAGGGUAUCCAUCGGUUCUGAAGCUUCUGGCCCUUCGAUUGUUGGGAGUCCUGUCCCUGAACUCCAUCGUCUGCAGUGCUCUCUACGAAACCGGCAAUCAGUUGGUUAGCUGUUUGUAUGCAUGGCCUUUUGUGGUUUUCGGGCUGCUCCGAUGGGGCGGAUGCUUCUUUGCGGUGCUUUUGAUGGACACCACUGGCCGGAAGAAACCGACCCUUUUCGGAAUCUUUUCCACCGGAGCCUUUGCCAUUGCAUAUGCCAACUUAUUUGGACGAACACCUCAUAUGAUCACCGCCUUGGUGAUGCUCUUCAGUCUCCAAUUCUUCGCGGGACUGGGACAAUGUGUCUCUGCGGCUUACCUCACUGAAGGCUUUCCUCUGCGAAUAAAACCACAUAUGGUGGCUGUAGUAUACAUAAUGGAACAGGCUGCACGACUGCUCCUCUGCAGCUUUUUAACAUCGAUCGCUGAAAUAACAGCAUACUUUCACUCCCUGGGAGGACUUUCCAUGGUGUGUUUUCUUCUCGGAAUCUUCUGUCUGCCGGAAACUAGACUAGUUACUUUGGGAGAAGCACAGCUCAAGUUUUCCAAGUGGUUCAACAAGGAUUUUUAGGUAUAAGUGGGAAGGGGGGAAAUAAAUGUUUAUAUAUAACAACAAUAAAGAAUGACUUUUUUUCUUGUUUUAAACAGAAGGAAUGAUAAGCGCAUUAAAGUAGUAGUAGUUUAUGUAGUUUUUGAUAAGAAAGUUUUAAUUAGGUUCGAUAACGAGCAAUUACUAUUGGCACACCCGCUGAGUGAGUUAGUUUAGUAUUGAUCAUAAAAAGAUCAAUACAGACAAGCACAAUAUCCAUGAGUCGAAUGAACCCAAAUAAUCGGACAGGGUCUAUGACCACAGUUUCAGGAAGGGAAAUCCAAAAUAUAAUCCAAAAUAAUCUUAUCUAGCCUGGUCAAAACGUGUAAAUUCCCGGAAUACUUCAUUGAAGAUCUGGCUAAACAUCCUAAUGAGGAAAAUCGAUUUUCUUUCUUUUCAC